AUGGAUAUUGAAAAUGAAAAGUACCGGUUUAUAUCACUAGAUUUGUAUGACAAUAAACCCGAAAAAGAAGUGAAGAAAGUAUUAGUCAAGCAGACCCUACUACAUUCACCAAUCAUCACUAAUAUUAUAACUGACUUUAAAGUCCGGAUCAAUAAACCAUUCAAGGGUGUAUCUAGUGAGUCAUUUAAUGACGAAGAGUUUCAGACCCUUAUCCCUCAGGAAGAGGAUUCGCAAUUAGAUGCCUUCGGUGAUAGCGACGAUGAUGAUGAUCAAUUGUUAUUUGGUGUGUCUAAUGACACUACUGUCACAUUACCCGAACAGUCUCAGCAAAUAACACCACAGUUUAAAACAGUCGAAGUAAUUGUCAAACACACAUCUAUUGUAGUUGAUGGGAUAGAGUUUUCUACAAAGUCAGCUAUUAGAUCAUCAUGUGUUGUCAAAUCAAGUACCAAUGAGGACGAGCAUCAUUUAUUCAUUUCAUUAAAAUCUGGGUUCUUGCUCCUUAUCCGAUUGUAUUAUGUGCCCAGAUAUUAUAAAGACAACAGUUAUGAGUUUCAAACCAAUCAUAAUGUAGACAAUGGUGAAGGAAAUUCCAUUUUUAAACCAUUUGUGAUACAGUGGUGGGAUACAGGAAGCGAUCAACCUACACCUGGGUUAGAAUCAUGUGGAUCUUUACUUAAAUCGUCACCCUCGGGACUUUCUACAGUAGCUUUUUCUAGCUCGCGAUCAUUCAGAUUAUACAUGACACAAAGCUCCACUGGUGGCACGGUAUUAAGAAACCACAUUAAUAUUCCAAUGGACGGGUUUCUUAUUGAUGCUUGUUUUAUAGAGCCAAAUGCCACAGUACAAACAGACAUGUUAUUUACUUUGAUAUUCACGGAGACUAGACGGUUGACUAUAAAUUUGUUUUUAUGGUCUAAUGUUGAAGGCGUAUGGCAAGGUUUUUCUCGAGAAGUGCUACCGUUGGAAAACGACACCGAAAUACCGGUGUUUGUUGCACCUCUUACCAACAACUGUUCAUUUUUAUUUGUAUCACCAACAAAACUAACUAUUGUUACUAUUCAUGACAUUAUUUCUGCAAGUUAUGAUUUUAAAACGAUCGAGGCACCUUGGCAAAAGUCAUUCCCAACCACCUAUCAUAUCCCAAAAGAAAACACCUCACCAAUAGAGAUUGCUAAAUUUGAUGAAGUUCUAAUAUCUACAGAUACAGGAGCCAUAUACUCAAUUCAGGUAAUUGAGAAUUCAUUUGGUAAAUGUGAUCCAAUAAUACGUGUUGCAGAUAGUAUUUCCCAUUUUGUUUUAGAAAAAAGAAAAGAAAACUAUAGAAUGAUAUAUGCAAGUACUGGUGGCUCAAGCAAAGAUAUUUUAAUACCAGGGUUGUUUUCAAGUGAAGUUUUAGCUGACAUUAGCAAUAUGUCAAAAAUACCAUAUACUAAUGCCAAACUACUAAAUGAUUUCAAACCUUGGGCUCCUCUAGUGGAUGUCUCAAUAAUUGAUUCAAAACAUAUAAAAGAUUCAAAACUACCAUUAAGAAACGAAAUUUGGGGUGUGGGUGGUAUUGGAAGGAAAAGCAAAUUGAGCCAAUUUCGAUUUGGAUACACCGCUACUAAGAAAAGCAAUACUUAUGAAAAACUUCGUAAAGCCAUUGGCUUAUGGAAAUUACUGGUCAAUGAAUCUAAUUACUUGUUAUGUUCAUUACCAUUUGAGACAAUAUUAUUGGAAGUUCAAGCAAGUUCAAAAGAUGCAUUUGUGGAAAUAUCAGAUGCAUAUUUGAUAACUGACAAUCUGACAAUCUAUGCAACAGUAAUACAGGAUAGUAUUAUCAUUCAAAUCACUAACAAUUCAAUUACUUUAUCAGAUUUGGUUUAUCGCAAAAUAAGUCAAUUUGUUGAAUUUUCAAUUGUCUUCUGCGAAGUGUUGCAAGACUUUUUGAUAUUGAUAGUUGAAGACACCGACAAACAAGUCAAGAUUAAAAUUUAUCGGAUAGUUUUCUCGGAAGUGUCACCAACUCUAGAAGGAGACACGGAUACCGACAUUUUUAAGUAUUUUGAGCUCACCUGUGAACAAGUAUUGGAUUUCCAACCAUCCAUGCUUAAAGCUUGUACAGUUAAAGAUGAAGAAUUAACAAUCGCCAUAGGUGGAUUUGACGGUAACUUGCAUUUUAUAUUAUUUAAAGACGGAGAAUUAACCAUUUUGAAGACACAUGAUUUAAUCCAAUUUUCCAACUAUAGUCAUGAUGAAAUUACUGAACUCAGCUUCAUCAUUCCACACGACAUGAUUGUCACUGAGAGUGAAAUCAUCAUUGGCACACAAGAAGGUUAUUAUCUUAAAUUUGAUAUUGUAAACGGUGUCAAAAAUAAUUUACAAUGCAAACAAUUUCUCAGAAUUGGUUCCACUAGUGUCAGAUUAUGUCCUACUUCGGAUGUAAAACUACUACUUGUUUACAGUGACCAGUUAUGGUUACUCAACAAAUACGAAUCAGAAUAUCCAAAACGAGUAUAUUUCGACGAUAAUUUUGAACGUUCAAUACUACAAUCAGUGGAGAUUAAAAAUACAAAGAAUAACAGCAAAUGGAAGAGUUUAGCAUUGAUAAGAGACAAUGGAUUAGUGUUAGUUGAUGUGUCAUCGUUUUGUCAACCUAGUAUCAGACAAUUAUCCAUGCCAGAUAAUGCCAAAAAACUUAUUUAUAUACCACAUGUUUCUACUUUUUUGGUUUUAUAUCAUUCCAAUUAUGCCAAUAGUCGAAUCAAGUGUGUUGAUAAAAAGUCAAUCAAAGUUGUACCACACAGAGAAACAAAUAUUAAAUAUCGUUUGACAAGUAAUAUGAAUGGAGGUGAUAAUGAAACAUACAUAUUCCAAGAUGAUGAAAUACCUAUUUCAGUGUGUAUUUGGGAAGUGCAAAGAAAUGGAUCUAAAAAAUCAAUGACCACCAAAAAAAUCUUGAUUGGAUGUGAAAAGAGAUCAUUCGAUAAUAGUUGUAAAACAACUGGGGUGGUGAAAGUAUUGGAUUUGAAAAAGAUUCGAAGUAAUAGUGAACACAAUAAUAAUAAUAGUCCUGAUGACAAUUUUUCUGGGGUUUUAAUAACUGAAUUGACUUCAUUUGAUCAUGAUUUGCCUGUUACAAACAUUUUACAAUUCAAUCAAAACAUCAUAUUUACAAGUGAGGGAAACUUAUAUUCUACAAGUUAUAAUGAAUUGGAGAAACGAUUUACUCCAGUAAAAUUAUUUCAAACUUUACCUAGUCGGAUUAUAUCUCUUUAUGUGUCGCCAUCGUCACAAAAGAGAACUUUAUUAGUGUCUACCAGCAAUGAUUCAAUUUAUCAAUUCAUUGAAACUUCACCGGGGGUCAUCACAUACAUGAAUGAAGAUCCUCAACCAAAAAGCUUUAUUAAUCAAAUUAAUUAUCAAUCACAGAUUUUUGCUGGUGAUAAAAUCCGUUCAAAUAUAACUAUCAUCAAUAUGAAUGAUGAUAAAAAUAGUCGACCAUUUCAUUGGGAUAGGAAAAAUUUGCAAAUUUCAGGUAUUGCAAGAGUAUAUUCUGCAAAAUUGAAUAAUAAUUGGAUACAAACAUCGAAUACAAGUAUUAACGACAACAACAACAACGCCAUUAUUAAUGAUUUUGGAGGAUAUUAUGAGGAUAACGACUCUAUUUAUGAUGACGAAGAUGAAGAUAAUUGUGUUGUUGGUGUAAGUGUAAAUGGGGAAAUCGUUGCAUUAAGGUCAAUUUCACAAGAUUCAAAUGAGAUAAAUUCCAUUACUACAAAAUUAGGAAUGUCGUUGGAGAAACAGGUUUCCAAAUUGAAUCGUCCAUUUAUUAAUAAAAUUAGUGGUACCAGUUUGUUAUCACUAAAUAAACCAAAAUUUGAUUACGUUACCAAUAACCGUUUUGAAGAAUUGGUAGACUAUGAUUUGGAAGAGUUAUCCAGUAUACAUAAUUCGGUUCUUAACUUGUAA
Candida albicans SC5314 is the source of this 3954-nucleotide messenger RNA. RefSeq lists its product as uncharacterized. The record is from RefSeq and is a predicted model, not a curated record. Gene Ontology annotation, molecular function: protein binding. Bases 1 to 3954 code for a protein of 1317 amino acids. The transcript has a single exon. NCBI's taxonomy places the organism in Eukaryota, Fungi, Ascomycota, Pichiomycetes, Serinales, Debaryomycetaceae.